Molecule: messenger RNA, 1171 nt
Organism: Paramacrobiotus metropolitanus
Lineage: Eukaryota; Metazoa; Tardigrada; Eutardigrada; Parachela; Macrobiotidae
Product: lipopolysaccharide-induced tumor necrosis factor-alpha factor homolog
Exons: 6
Coding region: 163-540 (125 amino acids)
Molecular function (GO): zinc ion binding
Source: RefSeq, a predicted model, not a curated record
UCUUUGUGCUGCAGCAUGAGUCGGUAUAAUAAUUUUAUUUAUACGGUGCAGCAUCGACGAUUCAGCGUUUGUAACAAUAAAUACAUCAAAACUUCAACAAGUAUUUGUAUAUCCAACUUUUCUGAGGCUUAUCCCCGGUAUUUGUCUGGACGCUGACGUGAAAUGGAACAUACCGAAAAAACUGAAGUUCGUAGUUUUACGACUUCCGGUCCACCACCUUACCCCAUGCCGGAACCUAAUGCGACUUAUGCCACUGGACCGGCACUCGCGCCACAGACCGUUUAUGUGCAAGCACCGGCACCUGGAACAAUGCUGUCUGCCGAACCGGUCAUGAUGACUUGUCCGCACUGCAGUCAGCAAAUCCAAACCCGAGUUGUAUACGAGAGUGGAGCGUUGACGUGGUUGUUAGUCGGAGGCUCACUCCUGAUCGGAUGCUGGCUUGGAUGUUGCUUAAUCCCAACGUGCAUUGAUGCUUGUAAGGAUGCUGUGCACACUUGUCCGAACUGCAAAAACUUCAUUGGAAAAUACAAGCGUUUGUGAAAUCCUAUACGGAAAGGUCAUCAUCACAAGCACUUCGCUGGCGUUUUUACUGAUUUUAAGCAUUUUGCUAACUUAAAAAUAAAAGGCAUCUUGCACAAUAUGCUAUAUGUAAGUUUGUAACACCUGUUGCUCUGCAUCGAAUAAUUUAUAGCAUCUGUGCCUAUAUUUUUGAAGUAAUUUUUUUGAAAUACUGUAAUAUUUUCGAAGACAGUUUUAAUAGAAACAUCAAAAUUAUUUUUAGUGCGGUCACUUUAACCUUUAGAUUCAUUUCUGCAGUGGUUGCUGCAGUGUCCGGCUUUUGCUGACUGUAGUAAAUCUAAACUGGGUGCGCUGUUAAAGUGGUUUUACGUAAUUUUGCUCUUUGCACUUUAUAUCUUUUUUCGUAAGCGUUUUUUUUGCGCCGGCCUUGCAGAUUAUUGUCAGACUGUUAAAAGUUAGUUAUUGUUAAAAAGCUGUCAAAAGGCUACGGCUAGCCGAUUUUGGCUGCUAUUACUGUAUAGAGAGCUGUUAUUACUAGCUGUACUGUACCUCUUACAAUUCAUAACAUUGAAGCUGUAUCAAAAUAUUUGUUCGCAAAGACAUUGUGCGGCUCACAUGAUGCCUAGCUCGAUUCCAACAAAUAAAGCAGUAA